AUGGAGAAAGUGGAGCCGGAGAAGCGAGGGCACCGCGGCACGACACUGCUGAACAUGAUCUCGUCUUUAUGUUCAGUGGCGUCCGUGGCCUUCUGCGUCCUCCUGAGCUUUAACGCAGCGGACCUUCGGCACCGGGUUGUGGAUUUGGAGAGUGGGAACGGCGGGCAGACCUUGAUCCGCGCCCCCGGCUCCUCCAUGGACGACCUGAGCUCCCUGGUGCAGCAGAGAGUGGAUGAGGUGCUCUCUCAGCGCUCCUAUGAAAAUUUGAUCAAGAUUCGGACUGCCAGACAAACAUCACCUGAAUGCAACUGCCCUCCAGGACCUCCGGGAAAGCGAGGAAGAAGAGGCCGCGAUGGAGAACCUGGAACUCCUGGUACUCCAGGUCCAAAGGGUGAAAAGGGCGAUCAAGGCGACCAGGGACCACGGAUGGUCUUCCCUAAGAUCAAUCAUGGCUUUCUUUCUGCUGACCAGCAGCUCAUAAAGCGACGUCUCAUUAAGGGAGAUCAGGGGCAGGCGGGACCGCCUGGGCCUCCGGGACCACCGGGCCCUCCAGGGCCGAGGGGGCCUCCAGGGGACACGGGGAAAGAUGGACCCAGAGGUGUGCCUGGUCUAGCAGGUGAUCUGGGGCAGCCAGGAGAUAUAGGACCUGCGGGGCCUGAGGGGCCAGAAGGGCAAAAGGGUUCCCUUGGGUCUCCUGGAAGCCCAGGUGAUGAUGGACUGAAGGGGGAUGUUGGAAUCCCAGGAUUGGACGGUAUCCCCGGAGUCAAGGGUGAAAUAGGAGAGCCAGGUGAAAAGGGUGACAUGGGUGAGGACGGUCCGAAAGGCGAUUCGGGGGAGAAGGGAGACUCAGGUUCCUCUGCAGCUGGCAUCAAGGGUGAACCUGGAGAGUCCGGACGAAGUGGACACAAGGGAGAGCCAGGACUUCCAGGGCUGCCUGGACUCCCAGGGAUAAAGGGCGAGCCUGGGUUCCUCGGCCCCCAGGGGGAGCCAGGGCUUCCCGGACUCCCAGGAACGAAGGGAGAGAGGGGAGACCACGGGCCACCAGGGAAAGGGGAGCGCGGAGAAAUUGGAUAUGUUGGACCGAAGGGGUCACAAGGAGAGUCGGGUACACCUGGUAAUAAAGGGUCAAAGGGGGAGACUGGAGAUAAAGGAGACUUGGGAACCUUCGGCCCGAAGGGGCCCCCUGGGCAGAAAGGAGACCAAGGGGCCACUGAAAUCAUCGACUACAAUGGAAACAUACAGGAGGCUUUACAGAAGAUUACUACUUUUACAGUAACGGGUCCUCCUGGACCUCCGGGGCCAAUCGGACCUCAGGGUGUAAAGGGGGAUCGAGGUCUGCCUGGUCUCCCUGGACUCGAUGGAGAAAGAGGCUAUAAAGGUUCAAAAGGGGACAUGGGAAUGCCUGGAGCUUCAGGGGAGAAAGGAGGAACUGGUUUAACUGGUCUACCUGGUGUGAAUGGGGUAAAGGGAGAAAAGGGCGACCUGGGUCUACCUGGUACUCAGGGUCCUUCCAUUAUUGGCUCUCCAGGGCCUCUAGGGCCCCAUGGACCACCAGGACCCAUGGGACCCCACGGUUUCUCCGGAUCAAAGGGUGAACCUGGAUUGCAUGGUUUGAAGGGGAUGCGAGGGGAACUGGGUCACAAAGGGGAUCGUGGACCUCUGGGUCUCCCUGGAUCCUCCGGCUUGGACGGCAAGCCCGGAAUUGGGGGAAUGGAUGGACCGUCUGGUCCAGCUGGUCCCGCUGGGCCAAAGGGUGACAUAGGUGAGAGAGGAACACAGGGUGAGCCAGGACCGAGGGGACCUUAUGGACUACCUGGAGCUGCUGGAACAGCAGGCUUGGACGGGUUGCUGGGCUUAAGGGGAGAGAAAGGCGACGAUGGGGAAAGAGGAGAAAAGGGGGAGAAGGGAAAGAAGGGCAAAAAAGGGCCUAAGGGGGAGAAAGGAGAACAGGGUGCCCCUGGAUUAGAUGCACCCUGCCCAUUGGGCCCAGAUGGAUUACCAAUACCUGGAUGCUGGCAGAAGGGAAUCACGCCGUGGCUGGUAGCCUGA
Molecule: messenger RNA, 2049 nt
Organism: Limanda limanda (common dab)
Lineage: Eukaryota; Metazoa; Chordata; Actinopteri; Pleuronectiformes; Pleuronectidae
Product: collagen alpha-1(XXV) chain
Exons: 38
Coding region: 1-2049 (682 amino acids)
Source: RefSeq, a predicted model, not a curated record